AGUGACAGGAGCUGAAGGAACACGUGAGAGUGACUGAGACUCAAGAUCAACUGCAGGUCGGAGUUGCUGGUCUGUCAGUGUCACAGACAGCAGACCGGACUUUUAUUUUCGGUUGUUGUAAACCGAUCCGCUUCGAUUUUUUUGGGAGAACUCUCCUGACCGGACAGGUUACUUAAGCCGUAUACUUCAGGUUUGAUCGAUAAGAGAGAAAAACUUGUUUUUUUUUUUUAUGUGAAAUACUUUAGCGAGUUUUACUAAGAUUUCCUUUGGAGUCCUGGACGAGCCGAUGCGGCGCGGCUAGAGGUCUGGUCCGGAAGGGUUGCUGGAGAAUUGACCUCCCCCUGUAAGAUCCCAGGUGCUGAACAUGCUUCAAAAUGGAAAUAUUAAGGAGGAAAAGCUGCCGCAACCAGAAGAGACGGGGGAGACGAAGGGUGACUCACCCGGUCCCGCGGCGGACGACAAGGACUCCGAGCCCUCACACUUCCCCAUGCCGGUUCACACCAAACUGGAGAUAAAACGCAACGCAGUGACGGACGAUUACAAAAUCUCCAGUCAGGUUCUGGGCCUGGGGAUCAAUGGGAAAGUCCUGGAGUGCUUCAAUAAGAAGACUGGAGUCAAGUGCGCGCUGAAGAUUUUGUACGACAGUCCCAAAGCCAGACGAGAAGUUGAGCUUCACUGGCGGGUUUCUGGGGGGCCGUACAUCGUUCGCAUUCUGAAUCUCUAUGAGAACAUGCAUCAUGGGAAGAAGUGUCUGCUCAUCAUCAUGGAGUGCAUGGAGGGAGGAGAGCUGUUCAGCCGGAUCCAAGCCAGAGGGGACCAGGCCUUCACUGAAAAAGAGGCAUCAGGGAUCAUGAAGGACAUUGGCACAGCCAUCGAGUUUCUCCACAACAUCAACAUUGCACACAGGGAUGUCAAGCCAGAGAACCUGCUGUACACCUCCAAACAGAAAAACGCAGUCCUCAAACUGACAGACUUUGGCUUCGCCAAGGAGACAACCCUGCACAACCCUCUGCAGACGCCCUGUUACACACCCUACUACGUUGCUCCUGAGGUCUUGGGACCGGAGAAAUAUGACAAGUCGUGCGACAUGUGGUCUCUGGGUGUCAUCAUGUACAUCCUGUUGUGUGGGUUCCCUCCAUUUUACUCCAACACCGGUCAGGCCAUCUCUCCGGGGAUGAAGAGGAGAAUCCGGAUGGGCCAGUAUGAAUUCCCCAAACCGGAAUGGUCUGAGGUGUCACAAGAAGCAAAAGAUUUGAUCCACCAGUUAUUGAAAACAGACCCCAGUGAGAGGAUGACCAUCACACAGUUUAUGAACCACCCCUGGAUCAAUCAGUCCAUGAUGGUUCCAUCCACUCCCCUUCACACCACCCGGGUCCUGACGGAAGACAGAGAGAUGUGGGAGGAUGUGAAGGAGGAGAUGACCAGUGCUUUAGCCACCAUGCGCGUGGACUACGAUCAGGUGAAGAUCAAGGAUCUCGACACGUCCAGCAACCCUCUGCUCAACAAGAGGCGCAAGAAGGCCGCCGCGGGAGCCAAGAGUGGCUCAACGGUCUGCCAGAGUCAGUAAAACCAGGAGCAAGUCUGCUGACUAUGAUCGGAGCAAAGCGGCUCAGAAUAAAGGGUGAUUUGUGGAGGUGUGAUUUUAUAGAAACUGGACUUGAAGAAAUAACAUGCUGGCACCCCAGCUGGAUAUGUUAAAAAGGCAGUUUUUUGCUUAUCUUGAAGCCAUUUUAAGUGUCUGUUUGCAGACAUGAAGCUUUUGUAGUAAGAAUGUUUUGUGUUUUUAAAUGCUGGAUUGCCUUUUUUUAAGGUCUCCUCCUGGACCCUGAUGAAGAAAUCUUAUGUGAAACACCUGUACUGUCUUAAAUCUAUUUGGGAGUUUUUCAGCUGGCUUCUUCCUUGGAUUCAUGAACCAUUUUCUGUGACUGUUAAUAAAUUCUAGCUUGCAGCCUUUUCUUUCUUGUCUCCUCUUAAGCAUCUUCAAAGGUUUUCAUUGAGUAUCACUUCUGCAGAUUUCUCUGUUGACCACAAAUGGAGCAAAACAAGGUACCAACUUCCUGUUGGGUCCGCGCCUUUAAGAAAACGGUUAUGAAGUAACAUUUGGUUAAACUAAAGCGGAACAAUUGUGACACUUUACUUGAGAAAAUGUUGGUGUUUGACACAACCAGUAAAAUGGUUCCACCGUUUUCCAUUAGAAAUUUGUACAAACGAGGAUCCUGUAAACCUCUUUUGUUGAGUCUCUUCUCCAUGUGUGUCCACAAGUGCCCAAUUAAACUUUAAAAUUGAAGCAA
Molecule: messenger RNA, 2291 nt
Organism: Oryzias latipes (Japanese medaka)
Lineage: Eukaryota; Metazoa; Chordata; Actinopteri; Beloniformes; Adrianichthyidae
Gene: mapkapk3
Product: MAPK activated protein kinase 3
Biological process (GO): protein phosphorylation
Molecular function (GO): ATP binding; protein kinase activity
Source: RefSeq, a predicted model, not a curated record